This is a messenger RNA of Felis catus (domestic cat), 4710 nucleotides long. RefSeq names its product BPI fold containing family C (gene BPIFC). Gene Ontology annotation, molecular function: lipid binding. Bases 2728 to 4251 code for a protein of 507 amino acids. The transcript has 20 exons. NCBI's taxonomy places the organism in Eukaryota, Metazoa, Chordata, Mammalia, Carnivora, Felidae. The record is from RefSeq and is a predicted model, not a curated record.
GUCUUUUGUGAUGCAGCCUCGGAAGUCACACAUCACUUCUGUCAUUCUAACCAACCCGUCAGUGUGGGAGGAUCAAUCCAAAGGCAUGAAUACCAAUAGACAGGGAUCAUCGGGACCCACGUGGGAGGCCCGCUACCGUUGAGGGUCUGACAGUGAUGAUGAUGAUGAUACCUUGGAGAAUCUUAAAAUCUCAUCUUUGUAUGAUAGCCGGUUGUCCAAACUAUAAUAAAAGAAUCAAAUGAAGUUUCUUCCACUAGGUGGCAGUACUUGUCCACAUCCUGACCUUCAUGAAAUAAGCAUGUGUUGGACACCGACUUUCUGACAGAUACUAUUCCAGGUGCUGGGGUCUCAGAGAACGGAAAAGGCAUGUUCCUACCGGUGCAGAGUUAACAGCUGAGUGAGUCAAUUCUUGUAGUAGAGCAUAAUAAGUGUUUUGUUUAUGAUAGAGAUCAGAACAAUGCUGGGCACAGGGGUACCUAGAGAAGGGUUGUGCCAGUAGGGUUCUUGAUUGGCAAGGAAUAUGAGAUUGAGGAAGGGUGGCAGGACCAGGGUGGCUCAGGUCCUGAGAGAAAGACAGAAGAUGUGGUCAGAGAGACAGUGUGUACAUCUCAGAUAAAGAAGAGCCUUGAACUGAGCGAAGGAUUUGGGACACAUUCUAGAAUGUUUGGGAAGUCAAUGAAGAGUUUUAAGCAGAGGAUUCUUUAUCAGACGUUGCUUACUUCUAAGCAAUAGAGACUAGCUUUGGCUAAGAAGAAAAGGAACAUGUUUAAAAGGAUUCUGGAUAGCUCAGGGAAUUUGGGGGAGGACUAAAGAAGUGGUUCCUGGAUAAUACCAGAAAUGGAACUCAACCACGCUGCAGAACUGGCCUGAUGAGGAAACUAUCAUGAUUGGGAUUGCUGCUGCUGCCCCACCUGGCCCUGGAGGAAACUGUCACCCUGACAGGAACCACUGUGGAAUGGCUGCCACCUUCAUAUGCCACAUGUUUUUGCAGCCUCCUGCACCAACAAAAUGCCAGGCUUCCAAAAGAACCUGUUUCCUCACUUUGCUCACUUCUAAAUCAAAGGCUCAUAGGGAUGCAUCUGCUUGAGGGAGAUCGAGUCCCAUGUCUGAGUCCUGGCUACAAAGGAGAAUGAGAUUGGGAGUCUGAACUCCUUCCUUGGGAAGGCAAGACUUAAAAUAAUUGGAAUUUCUGCCAGGUGUAGACAGGCUGUUCAAAAGAUGAUAGGAAGCCAUGAGUCUGACAGGUGUACACCACAAGGGGCAUAGGUCAGAUCUGAAAUAUGAAUCUAUCACUGGUCAAGUACAGGGGAUACACCACAAGGGGCAUAGGUCAGAUCUGAAAUGUGAAUCUAUCACUGGUCAAGUACAGGGGAUACACCACAAGGGGCAUAGGUCAGAUCUGAAAUGUGAAUCUAUCACUGGUCAAGUACAGGGGAUAUAUAUUAGAUCAGAGUUCCUCAAUCUUGGCACUGUUGACAUUUGGGGCCUCGUAAGUCGUAGUUGUGGAGGACUAUUGUGUGCCUUGUAAGAUGUUCAGCAGCAUCCCUGGUCUAUCCACAAAUGCUACUAGAAACCUCUCUCUCAGUUGUAAGAGCAAAAGAUGUCCUCAAACUUUGCCCCAUGUUCCCCAGAAGGCAAAAUUGUCUUGAAAUUAGGGACCAGCUCAGUUAGGAGACUCUUUUGGUAACUGAAAGAAGGAAGCAAUUAGCGGGAUGACAGUAAGAAUGUAGACGAUGGGUGAGCAGGGAUGAUGUUACAGAGAUAGACAUAAUAGAAGUUGGAAAAUGGCUAUAUUUGGAGGCCUUAUUGGUUAGGAUACAGCUUCAGCUACCCUAACAGAGAUCUGAAUAGUAACCUAAAAAAGAUAGAAGUCUGUUUCUCUCUGAGAUACCAUUCUUGGAGAAAACAGUGCAAGGCUAAUGUGGUGGCCAUCUUUAAAGACCAUCUACCACAGUCCACCUCUCAGUACUGUGUAACCCUGGAUAAGUUACUACCUAUAAAAAUGAAAAUAGUAACAAGAAUGUAUCAGACAGCCGUGUUGUAAAGGUUAAGUGAGAGAAUACCUUUGGUUGUCUUUUGUUUUAAGCCACUACAUUUGCGACCAUUUGUUAAAACAAUGAAAACUAAUCUACCUGGGAUCCUUGUCUCAAUCCUUUGCCCAGUAGGGUGUAACCACUGGCAUGGCAGAAGUAAUCCAAUCACAGGGAUUUAGCAGGGUCCUGGAAGAGAACCAGAGCAUCUCCAAGGCACUGCCAAGAUUUAAGAUCCCACUUUAAUGUCUGCAAGCAACAGUUACUGCAACUUUCAAAGAGUUCAGAAAUGUGGUGCUGCUGUGAAACUACACUUUGGGAACCACUGGUCUGGACCAUGUGAUCUUGCUGUUGUUGUUUUGGGUUGUCUUAACAGUACGAAGCACUUUGAGGUGAUAGUAUCUGUAGGUGGAGAUUUUGCGAGGUGCUCAAGUCAUGAUGGUGGAACCCUGAUGAAUGGGAUUAAUGCCUCAUAAAAGAGCCUCCAGAGAGAUCCCCGCCUCCUUCCACUGCGUGAGGACAUUGGCAGAAGGUGCUGGCUGUGAACCAGGAAGAUGUGAUCGUGCUGGCUCCUUAAUCUUGGACUUCCCAGCCUCCAGAACUCAGCUGAGUUCAAGGCUCAAGUGGAGAACACAUAGCUUCAAAGGCAGAAGGAAUCAAAGGUGCUCCCCAGCGUUGGACGCUCCCUCCACUUGAGAUGCAUACAAAGAUAGUCGGAGUCCUCUGGGGAUGUUUCUUCCUGUGGAAUCUCUACACUUCAUCCGCCCGGACCAUUUACCCUGGCAUCAAGGCUAGGGCUACUCAGCGGGCUCUGGACUAUGGCGUUCAAGCUGGGAUGGAGAUGAUUGAGCAAAUGCUUAAGGAAAAAAACAUCCCAGACUUAAAGGGUUCUGAAUCUCUGGAAUUUCUGAAGGUUGAUUAUGUGAACUACAAUUUUUCAAACAUAAAAAUCAAUGCCUUUUCAUUUCCAAAUACUUCAUUAGCCUUUGUGCCUGGGGUGGGGAUCAAGGCACUGACUAACCACGGCACCGCCAACAUCAGCACCGACUGGGAGAUCAAGUCUCCACUCUUCCAAGACACAGGAGGAGCUGAUCUGUUUCUCUCUGGGGUCUACUUCACCGGUAUCAUUGUUCUUGCCCGAAAUGACUUUGGUCACCCAAUCCUGAAGCUCCAAGACUGCUACGCCCAAGUGAACCAUGCCCACGUCUCAUUUUCCGGAGAACUCAGUGUCCUGUACAACUCCUUCGCUGAGCCCAUGGAGAAACCCAUUUUAAAGAACUUAAAUGAAAUGCUGUGUCCCAUUAUCAUGAAUGAGGUGGAAGCCCUGAACGCCAACCUCAGCACGAUAGAGGUUUUAACCAAGAUAGACAACUAUACUCUCCUGGAUUAUUCCCUAAUCAGUUCUCCAGAAAUUACUGAGAAUUAUAUCGACCUGAAUUUGAAGGGCGUAGUCUACCCACUAGAAGACCUCACUGACCCUCCCUUCUCGCCAGUUCCUUUUGUGCUGCCGGAACGCAGUGACUCGAUGUUGUAUGUUGGAAUCUCUGAGUUUUUCUUUAAAUCUGCAUCCUUUGCUUACUUUACAGCUGGAGCCUUCAACGUCACUCUCUCCACGAAAGAGAUUUCCAACCAUUUGGUUCAAAACUCUCAAGGUGUUGGCAACGUGCUCUCCAGGAUCGCAGAGAUCUACAUCUUGUCCCAGCCCUUCUUGGUACGAGUCAUGGCAACGGAGCCUCCCGUGAUCAGUUUACUACCGGGUAAUUUCACCCUGGACAUCCCUGCCUCCAUCAUGAUCCUCACCCAGUCCAAGAACUCAACUGCUGAAGCCAUCGUUUCCAUGGACUUUGUUGCCAGUACCAGUGUUGGCCUGGUUAUUUUGGGACAAAGACUGGUCUGCUCAUUGUCUCUGAACAGAUUCCGCCUCUCUUUACCAGAGUCCAAUCGCAGCAACAUUGAGGUCUUGAGGUUUGAGAAUAUUCUGUCCUCCAUUCUCCACUUUGGUAUCCUCCCACUGGCCAACGCAAAAUUGCAGCAAGGAUUUCCGCUGCCCAACCCACACAAAAUCUCCUUUGUCAAUUCAGAUAUUGAAGUUUUUGAGGGUUUCCUUUUGAUUUCCACUGACCUGAAGUAUGAAACAUCCUUAAAGCAGCAGCCAAGUUUCCAUGGUUGGGAAGGUCUGAACUUCAUAAAUGGACAGUGGAGGGGGAAGCCAGCUGCUUGAUUGCCUGUUGGGAGUCCACUCCAGGAAGUAGAUGGCCCUUAGUCCCACAGCUACUGUAAACCCGGAAGGGGCAGACAGUACACACUGGGUUGUAAGCCCUAGUGAAAUGCUUAGGCUGACAGUUUUCUUUCUCAAACCCUCAGGGAAGAGGGAGGCAAACUGGGUUAAAGAGCUAAAUCAGGGUGUGUGUCUCCACGUGUAUGGAGGGAUGGGUGUUUGGAUGCGUGUUCAUGUUUGAAUGCACAUUUGUGUGCUCCUGUGUUAAUAAGGUGCUGGGGCCAAGAGCUAGGCCUGCGCUUCUGAGGAGGUGCCUGAGAAACUCUAAUUUGCGUGACAUCUCCCUUGAGCUCUUUCAGCAACCCAGGGUUUCCCACACUUCCCCGCAUAUUGGAUUUUAUGUUUUAUAUUUACUGCUACUGUCCUCUGUUUUUAAUUAAACUUGUUUUCUAUCAAUGUCAA